AUGUAUAUACAAAAAACCUGUAUCAAUUUAGGGGAUAGACUAAGGGCUAUCGAGGGAGAAAACCACGAAGGACUAAGGGCUAUCGAGGGAGUCAACCCUGGAGGACUACGGGCUAUCGAGGGAGUGAACCUUGGAGGACUAAGGGCUAUCGAGGAAGUCAACCCUGGAGGACUAAGGGCUAUCGAGGGAGUGAACCUUGGAGGACUAAGGGCUACCGAGGAAGUCAACCCUGGAGAAGUAAGGGCUAUCGAGGGAGAAAACCACGAAGGACUAAGGGCUAUCGAGGGAGUGAACCCAAGAGGAGUAAGGGCUACCGAGGGAGUGAACCCAGGAGGAGUAAGGGCUAUCGAGGGACGAAACUCGGAGGACUAA
Messenger RNA from Pecten maximus, 372 nucleotides. RefSeq lists its product as uncharacterized. The transcript is spliced from 2 exons. Bases 1 to 372 code for a protein of 123 amino acids. NCBI's taxonomy places the organism in Eukaryota, Metazoa, Mollusca, Bivalvia, Pectinida, Pectinidae. The record is from RefSeq and is a predicted model, not a curated record.